CGGGCUCUGAGCAGCCCGCGGGCCGCGUGGGGCGUCGCUCCGUGCCUGGGCUCGGGGCGCUCCGCUCGGCACAGCCUUUAGCCAGUCCACAGACGCCCGAUUUGCACGGAGAGCCGUGUCCGUGCCGGAGCCGCGGGAGGGGUCCCGCAGGCCCUGUUCCCCGUUGCUGACCUCGCUUUGCGCCUGCGUGAGCGGCGGGGCCGCGGCCCAUCAUUAAGCGAUGGUGAUUAAGGGCCUCGCGGCGCCGCUGCCACUUCCGUCGGAGCGGAGUGACCCCGAGCUGCGCUGCCGGCAGGUCCAGGGGCGGGUACCAGUGUCUGAGUCUCUCAGUGUAUGUGCGGUAACAACAUGUCUGUCCCCCUCCUUGCUGAUGCAGUGACUGUCUCGGGGGCAGAGCGGGAGACUGCUGCGGUCAUUUUUUUACAUGGCCUUGGAGACACGGGGCACAGCUGGGCUGAAGCUCUCUCCUCCAUCCGCCUCCCCUAUGUGAAGUACAUUUGCCCUCAUGCACCCCGGAUCCCAGUAACCCUCAACAUGAAGAUGGUCAUGCCUUCGUGGUUUGACCUGAUGGGCUUGACUCCAGAUGCACCUGAGGAUGAAGCCGGGAUCAAGAAAGCUGCAGAGAGCAUUAAAGCAAUUAUCGAGCAUGAGAUGAAGAACGGAAUCCCACCCAACCGUAUCAUCCUGGGAGGCUUCUCACAGGGCGGUGCCUUGUCACUGUACACGGCUCUCACCUGCCAGCACCAGCUGGCUGGCAUUGUGGCGCUCAGCUGCUGGCUCCCACUGCACAAGGCCUUCCCACAGGCAGCGAGUAACGGUGUGAACAAGGACAUUGCCAUCCUGCAGUGUCAUGGGGAGAUGGAUCCUAUGAUCCCUGUCCGCUUCGGGGCCCUCACUGCUGAGAAGCUAAAAUCUGUUGUCACCCCUGCCAAGGUCCAGUUCAAAACCUAUCCUGGCGUGAUGCACAAUUCCUGUCCUCAGGAGAUGAUGGCAGUGAAGGAGUUCAUUGAGAAGCUGCUGCCCCGGAUCUAAGCAGAGCCAGUCGAGACUGUCGCAGGGAAGGAUGCCGAGGUCGCAGCUGCCAAUCUUUCCCCUGUGACCCGUCCGCUGCAAACGGAAGCCAUGGCACCCACCCUUGCCUCCCACCACAGGCUGGCCCCCACCUCUUCCCAUCUCCUUGCACCGCCUCCUCUCUGCCGGGGGUGCCCUGCCCCCCGCUGCUCUCAGAGCUGAGGUCAGAGCGCUCUAAGGCGAGUCUUCGAGUGGCCUUUUCUCUCCUCUCACUCUGAGCGGUUUCUGUGGGGAUCACCAUCCCCUCAAUUUCCCAUUCAGGCAGUGCAGUGUGUGAGGCUGUCAUGGUGCAGGCCAGUUGUUUUUGUUAUUUGUUUCUUUUGUAACAGUGUUAGGGGUGGGACAUGCCUGGUGCAGCGGGAGGAGUGGAGUGGGCACAGGACAGGGCCUCACGGCUGCUCUCAGCCUCCACUCAGGCGACUCACGGGUUUUCAAUCAGAGCUCAGGAACCCGGGACUCUCCUGCAAAUGCCUCAAGGCCCAGGGAGAGGCUCUGCUCUGGGUUGGUACUGCCAAAGGCUGCCCCAACCCCAGGGGCUGGCAGAGCAGCGGUUGUGCAGCUCCCACACCUCUGUGCGUGGGGCUCUGGCCCUUGCCCUGUCACACACGCACACUCCCCUUGGGCUCGCAGCAGCUCUGUCCUCCUCCAGAUAAUCACCUCCUUCCUCCUCGUCCUGUCUUUGCUUUUACAAUCUCCUCCUCAGCCCUGGAUGGGUGCCCACAGGGGUCUCACCCUCCGUCAGCCCAGCUCUGCAUCCAGGUGCUGCUGUUUACAGCUGGCUGCUUAGCGCCUCUGCCACAAAGCCUACCCUGUGAUGGCCAGGUCCUUAAUGUCUCUCUUGCUGCUACUUCUCCUUCCAUUUGGACCCAGGCUGGCUCAGAGAGGUGGAGAGUGGGAUGAGGCAUCCUGGCCCUGGCUGGUGUGGCUGGAGGCAGCAGGUUGGCUCCCAGUCAUCAUCUCACCAGCAUCCGAUGCCUGGGAGCUGCUGUGCCCAGUCCUAUGGGGCAGUAUGGCUGCCCUGCGUCUGGGUGAAGGGUGGAGGCCAUGUUGGCCUUUCAGUGUACAAUCGCAGGCUGGCCAUGACCAGCACCAUGCCCCUCACACAGCUGUCUGCAGCUGAGGCUGUGCCUCUCCCUGGCCUGGAAGGGCACAGCCCAGAGCUGCUCCCUGGGCCCCAGUCACCUCCUCCACCUGCCACAGGUGGGCUCCUGCCACUCUCUCCCCUCCUGCAAGGCUGCGGGCACAGGCUGUUGAGGAGUGCUGCCCUUCUCCUCACCUCCCCUCCCUGGGCUGAGCCCGCAGCACUGCUGGGCCCUCUAGGCUGGAGCUGUCAAUCUCUUCUUUAAAAAAAAAAAAAAGAAACCAACCUGUCUGGGCCACGGACUGCGGCUCCUUCCCAUGUGUGCUGUCUCUGUGGGUCCCUUCUCUGUUCUACUCUUGCCCUGCACAGCCCUGCUCAGUGCCUGCAGCUGUGCUCAUGGGCUGUGUGUGGCAGAGAGAACCUUGUUCCAGCCCUGGGGAUGUGCAAAGCAAUAACCCACUUUCUGGAGAGUUGGGUCUGUCAGACUCAUCCUUGGUUUUUUGGGUUGUGUUGAGCUUUCUGUUUAUUUCCUUUAGGAAGUCUUAAACCAGCAAACACACUGCUGAUGCUGGGGAGCCCAGCUCUUCCCCGUGCUUGGGGUUAAGUCCUGCUGUUUCUUCUGCUUGGCGUGUUUAAAGCUGCUGCAGCCUGCCCCCGUGCUCUGGGCAAGAGGAGGGGUGUGAGGCUGGGGGUGGGCAGCCCAAGCUCAGCUGUGAACUGGAACUGGGUGCAUGGUGGGGCCAGCAGGGGCUGGGGACCCAUGGCUGUCCUCGGGCACGAUCCUCUGUAGCGCAAUCCUGCUCGCUCCUGGGGAGCCGCACGCGCUGAGCUGGGGCUAGGGCCGUGCUGAGGAUCCAGGGAGGAAGAAUGGCUUCUUUCCAUUCCUCCAUAUAGUUUUUUGGUUUUUUUUUUCCUUCUUCCUCCCUCUCUAUUUUGUCUUCCUUGUCUGGGGUCUCUUUGUGUGUGUGGUCCACAGAGUCAGAUACAAGGUUAAAUAAAUCAUAAACCUCU
Messenger RNA from Numida meleagris (helmeted guineafowl), 3163 nucleotides. It is a transcript of the gene LYPLA2, whose product is annotated as lysophospholipase II. The transcript has 10 exons. The coding region runs from base 334 to 1032 and encodes 232 amino acids. Gene Ontology annotation, cellular component: cytoplasm. Gene Ontology annotation, molecular function: palmitoyl-(protein) hydrolase activity; carboxylic ester hydrolase activity. Gene Ontology annotation, biological process: protein depalmitoylation. The record is from RefSeq and is a predicted model, not a curated record. NCBI's taxonomy places the organism in Eukaryota, Metazoa, Chordata, Aves, Galliformes, Numididae.